Messenger RNA from Spodoptera litura, 429 nucleotides. RefSeq lists its product as uncharacterized. Lineage: Eukaryota; Metazoa; Arthropoda; Insecta; Lepidoptera; Noctuidae. The record is from RefSeq and is a predicted model, not a curated record.
AAAAUGAUCUGUAAAAAAACAAAAGCUCCAUUGGAACUGGGUGAAUGGAGGUACGACCUUAAACACAUGGACUCCGCCGUUGUCGAAAACCCGCCAGUGUCAAUAAACGAAGGCCAAAUGUACGUGUAUGAAAAUUACUUUCCUAAUUACACGAUCAAAUAUAUCCACGUGGACAACUUGGCAAUUCGAUCAUGUGGAGCUAGUGCAGCAAUGAGGACCGGUGGUAUCGGCAGCUCCUAUGUGCUUAUAGUGCUGCACGCUCACAUCAACGAAGAGAUAAGGUCUGUAGUCGACAUCUGGGGAGAACGAAAAAAAGUGAUCACGGAAGAGUUGCCGAGGACCCCUCUCAAACCUGAUGAAAUGACAUCUCUUAAAUCAUUAUAUUUAUUUAAGCAUUUACGAGCAGUUAAUCACAACAGUGCUUAUUAA